Messenger RNA from Salpingoeca rosetta, 10103 nucleotides. RefSeq lists its product as uncharacterized. The coding region runs from base 105 to 9857 and encodes 3250 amino acids. The transcript is spliced from 29 exons. NCBI's taxonomy places the organism in Eukaryota, Choanoflagellata, Craspedida, Salpingoecidae. The record is from RefSeq and is a predicted model, not a curated record. Gene Ontology annotation, molecular function: protein binding.
CACAGGUUUCAGCACUGAGAGUGCGCCGCGCUCACUUUCGAUAAACGACACCAUAAAUCGCAUUUUCAUCAUCCCACACAAACAACAAGCAAGCAAGAAACGCAAUGUCCUCGUCUUUGUGUGAUGACGCGCUUCGCAAGCGCAUGGCUUCUGUGAAGCACAUCAUCCUCGUGCUCUCCGGCAAAGGUGGGGUUGGCAAGAGCACAGUGGCCACCCAGCUUGCGCUGGGCCUCAUGCACGCCGGCAACAAGGUUGGCAUCCUGGACAUUGACCUCUGUGGGCCCAGUGUCCCUCGAAUGCUUGGCGUCCAGGACUCGGAGAUCUUCUCCUGUCCCGACGGCUGGGUCCCUGUGUACAAGUAUAAUCAGCGGCUGGCCAUCAUGUCCAUCGGCUUCUUGCUUGGCAAUACAUCCGAGGCAGUCGUGUGGCGCGGCCCAAAGAAGACAGGCCGCCUGCCGAUUGACCCUGAGUUUGGGCGCGCGGUGGGAGACGGCGGCGACUAUAUGGGCGAGCACGUGGGCUCCCAGACACACACGGCCAUCAUGGCCAUCGUCAACAAGCUACCCGGGGUCGCCGACGCCGCGGAAGCGCAAGCACAAGCGCAAGCACAAGCACAGGUCGAGCAUGAGCAGCAACAGGAGCAGCAACAGCAACAGGAGCAGCAACAGGAACAGGCGAAGGCGAUGGAGGUUGUGAGCGUGGACGAGCCUGGCGCAGAUUAUGCCGUGCUCGUGUUCAGCGCGAUACACGAGCUGGUGUACACGGCGUCCCCAGCCUUUGUCAUCCUCCCAGCAAUUACCCCGCCGUGCCCACCCGGGUUCUCGCCCUCACCAGCAGAAACAGCCUGCUCUCCCUGCCCCAAAUCAACCUACGGUGUGGGCGGCAUGUCCCCGUGUGAGCCGUGCCCUGGCAACUUCACCACCAUGGCCCAAGGCGCUGCGUCCCCAGCAGACUGCACCAUCGAGCCAACGUCCAUUCAAGCGCGCUUCACGCUCGUGCGUAACCGCACCCUCCUUUCGCAGCCGCUGCAUACCGCCACAGAGAACAUGGAGAUGGACGCGUGCUUGCAAGCAUGCGCUGCUGAUGGGCUGUGCGCCUCUGUUCUCUUCGUCGAAGUGUGCGCCGAGGACAACACGGGCACGUGUACGCUCUUUGCAGACUCCCUCGCAACUGCCCUCUCAACCCAAAUCAGUCUCGUGGACGCAGACACGCACGCCGCCCAUCUGUUCUUCACGAAAGACGCGCCGGCACCACAACCGCUGCUGCCGUUUUCGCACACGCGCAACGCCCGCAUCACCGCCGCUGUGUUGCGAACAGAGCCCAUGCCUACCAGCACGGCUGCGUGUGCCACGCUCUGUCUGCGUGCGCGUGUAUGCAGGGCGUUUACAGCGGGCGUGCGCUCGCGGCUCGGGCAGUGCGUGCUCUUGCUGGAAAACACUCAGGACCGCGGCGUCGACCUCUUCACCAUCCCGUACUAUGGCUUUGAUGACACGGACGUGUACGAGCUACUGCCCUCCACAGAUACCGAGCCCUGUCCACCCGGCACAACAUCACCCACAGGGUUCACGCCAGGGUGCGAGCCGUGCCCGCCAAACUUCUAUGCAGAGGCGUCGACGCUGUGCGCGGCGUGUCCUGACAGCGCACCGUACACACCAGCAGCGGGCGCAACCAGUGUUGACCAGUGCACGCCCGCUCUCUGUCCGUCCUCCGCAGAGGGGCCAAACGCCGACGGGGCAUGCAUGUGCCCGAGUGGAACGACGUGUGUUGGCAGCAGCUGCGACAAGACGGCUGAUGGCGCGUGGUUCUUCUCGCCAUUGGACUGCAGUGAUUGCGUGUGUGCAGAGGGAGAGCGGCCGCCGCUCAUCGACUUUGUGCUCACGCCCCAGUCCGGUGACGUCUACUUUCUCGGAGACACCAUGUCCAUUCGGUGGCUCGCCAGCUCCUCCGUGACAUAUGUGGACAUCAUAUUGGCGUUUGCGCACCCGACACGCCCCAACACGCUUGCCGCCGUCGGCUACAUUGCCUUCAAGGCACGCAACGACGGCACGUACAAGUGGCGCAUUCCAACCGGCCUCACGCCGCGCACAGAUUAUGCUGUCGUGAUCUUCCACAACGUGCAGCCGGGGGAAACGCCUGCGCCCACGCACCGCAACACGGGUCUGUUCAGCAUUGUCACACGCCCCUCAGAGUGCCCAGCAGGCAGCGUGAACACGGACACGGGUCGCCCGCCGUGCACAGACUGCCCCGUCGGCACGUUCAGUGCAUCCCCGUUUGAGUGCGCGCUGUGCCCAAACGGCACAACAACGUACGGAGGCGCAUCUCCAAGCGUCGACAGCUGUGUUGUGCAGCCGGACAGCGCGCUGGGCGUGUUUACCGUGUACCCGCAGCAGUUUCUGGAGAGUGACACGCUUGGCGGGUACUACCUUGAGCAGGUGGACCACAAGACGCUGGAAGAGUGUGCGCAGCUGUGUUUGGAUGACGCCGGGUGCAAGUCCAUGAUUGCAGGUGUGCUUGGUCUCCACCAGGAGGGCGACUGCUUCCUCAGCUACGCGAACCUCAAGGACUUUGGCAACGACCCAUCAGUGCUGCUGCCCAUCGAGCAGCUGAGCUACUACGAGCGCCCGGGCACCAAGCGAGUGCUGACCGCAUCUCUGUUUCGCGCCUUUGCCAACUGCCGCCUCGACGUCACCACACCGCGCGGUGGCGAGUUCUUUGCCCGCCCCGAGGCGUGUGCGCAGGCAUGCAUGCAUGACCCGUGCUGUGUCGCCUUCCACACGGACGGCGAGUGGCUGUGCGAGAUCCUCCACGCCACCCGCGCCACCCGCGCACUCUCAUCCAUGUCAUCAUCAUCAUCAUCGUCAGCGGCGGAUGAGAGCCUGAUAUCGGCUACAGAGGCGACUUUCACUGCACCGCUCGUGUGUGCACCGCUGAUUGAGCGCACGUAUUACGAGCGCCAGUUCCAUGUCACAUUCACCACCAACGUCCCCACCGAUGAUGCCUCAACCUCCAAAGCAGCACAGCUCUUCACUCAGACGCUUCGCGCGGUCGUUCUGUCUGUCCUGGGCGUGGAUGAGGGGAGCGCAGUUGCAUCUAGUAUUGCCCUCACCAUCACCCCAGACCCCAACGCCAACAACGCCACGCUGCUCGCAAAUGUGCUGUUGCCGUCGCCUGCUUUUCGCGAUAUCUUACAGCAAUCGGUGGAGAGCGGCGCUGUCGCUGUUGUCUGGCCGCCGGCUGUUGGUGAUACAUAUACUAUGGCGUUCACGCAGCAGUACGGGCCAUGUGCACCAGGCACCGUCUCCGCCACCGGUGAGCGGGAGUACGGGUGCCAGCCGUGCCGCGCAGACACAUACGCAAAUGGACCGCAGACCAAGUGCGUGGCCUGCCCGUCUGGACUCGUCUCCCCUCCCCGAUCAACCGGCAUCGACAGCUGCAUUCCUCCACCGCCACCAGCCAACUCAUCAUCAUCAUCAUCGUCGUCAUCAUCGUCGUCCACAGCAACAGCUGAAGCAGCCUCGCGCUCCCCCUUGCACUACGUGGCUGUUGGCAACAUGUGGUCUGGCACCUACACUGCAGACGGCGAUCAGGGCGCCAUGGAGAUGGAGGUCGAGAGCAUCACCCAUGACACUAACGACGUACCCACACGGGUGAACGUGCUCAUGACCCUUCGCCACAGCCUGUCGUGCGAUCCAACGCUCGGCUGCCGCACACCAGGGCGGUCUGUCUUCUACGUCACCAUCACUGCCAUCAACGAAACGCACGUGGCGCUGGUGUACACGCGCGGGUUUUACGGCUGGGGCGGCAUCACAGACCGCUCCUAUCCUCGCCAGGAUUUGGUGGGCGCAGUUGCCCUGCAGAGCGGAAAGUUGACCAUCUCUGGGCCGUAUGCGCCCAACGGCCACUUUGCUCUUCGUCGCCUCUGCACCGACACAACUCAAGUUGAGAUUGAUGCUGGUGACCACUUCACGGGCACGAUGUUGUGCGGGCUGAUGGACACAACAGCGAACACCACCAAUGCCACCACCACAGCUCUCACGCCCCCAGCAGCAACUGCUGGCAAUGGCGUGGAGAUCUCUCGCCGCCUCGACGUGUACGUUGAGAGUAUCGACGAAACCGGGCACGUGCGCGUGCUGGUGGACUUUGACCACCAGUAUGGCUCGUCCCAGUUCAUGGCCAGGGGUCAGCUCUCAUCAUCGCAGUGCCAAUCGUUCGUUGUCGCCCCCAACGGCGGCGAUGCGUGGGUGACGCCGCUUGUACCCGGCGUGGCCUCGUUCCAGAUCACGGGGCGGCAGAGCGACGACGGUGCCACCAUCACGGGCCAGGUCUCCAAUGUUCCCGCGUGUAUGUGUUUGGGAGAUCUCCCGCCAGCGCUUGCGCAGACGUGUGGUCGAUUCGGCGCCAACGACGACUACUGUUUCGUCGACGACACAUGCCCAGAGGCCCAACCUUCACCGUUCCCUGGUUGGCUGUACACCAACUCCCACCAGGAACAGCACCCGUGCACGAGUUUUCGCCUCUCGUACGUGUGCUCCGACCACGGCGGCCUGUGCCCCUCUGGAUGGACGCUUCACCGCAGCCGCUGCUACCGCGCUGUCGGCAACACCACGGCUUUCACCGACGCUGUGGCGCUCUGUGACGCACAGGGAGCCACAAUCACCAGCGUGCACAGCGACGCGGACGAAGCACUCAUUCUUCGCCUCACAAACGGCACGAGUGCCUGGCUCGGUCUCCAGCCAUCAUCGUCGUCAUCAUCACCGCAGUGGAUGGACGGAAGCCCUUUCCUCUUCAGCAACUGGAACGCAUCAACUGCUGUCCUGACUAACGACUCGUGCGCAUUCUUGGCAAGCCUUCCCAGUGGUCCCCGCCCCUCUGCGUGGUUCACAGCACCCUGUACCCCGUCGUCAUUCUCCUCCUCCUCCUCCUCCUCGGCGCCACCACAAGAGCACGUGGCCGUGUGUCGCUCCCCGGUCAUCACCGCUGACCGCUCUUGCGCGUGCUUGAGCCCGUGCACUGCCCAUCCUGCCGUGUCAGGCGGUGCCAGCACCAACGCCACCAUGGGCCUGUGCGAGACGCAUGCGGAGUGCCCACGUGCGGUGCUGUUUGGCGGCGCGUCGCUGGUGGUGUGCGAUUCCGGCGACGGGCCCGUGCUGCCGCCGAGUACCAACGUGUCGUGCCACCAGACCAACAGCGGCUGGUACACAAAGCCGGACGGCACGUGCGGGCAGUGCGUGCGUGCGAGUGACUGCAGCAGCAAUGCAGUGCUCAUUGGCGCGUGCGGGGAGUACACCACGCCCAGGUGUGUGGCCUGCCCCUCGGGCUGCGUCGAGUGCGCUGCUGUCGACGACACCCCGCAGUGUCGCCAGUGCCGGUCUGGUCUCGUUCUCUCUGCGGUGACGCGAAAGUGCGAAUCCGCGUGCGAAAACGGCUACUUCAACGACGGCAGCGGUGUCUGCAUGCCAUGUGCGCGGGAGUGCUACACGUGUGCGGGCCCAACGAGCAGCGACUGCCUGUCCUGCAGCCCGCUGGAAGAUCUGUUCCUGCGCAACACAACUGCGGGUGCGACGUGCGUUGCGUCAUGCCCUGCAAACACCUUCAAGGACCGCUCUUCCUACACGUGCGUGCACUGCGCGCAAUGCGACCCCACCACGCAAUACCAGGCAGCACCCUGCACCGACAUCUCGAAUACCGUGUGCAUUGACUUGGAGGUGUGCAGUGCAGAUGAGCGAGAGAUUGUGCCGCCAACCCCAACGUCAGACAGAGCGUGCGUGCCGGCGUCUGCGUGUCCCGCGGGAUCGUAUCGAAACGACACGAUGGACACGUGCGCCCCAUGCCCUGCUGGAUGGACGGACCACGAUGCCAACAGCACCACCGCAUGCGUGCAGUGUGCACCGGGUACAUUCACACAAGCAGGCAACAUCGGUGAAUGUCAACCCUGCCAGCAAGGCAGUUAUGAUGACGACCUGGAUGCGAGCACGCUGUGUGUUGCUUGCGACGUAGGGAACACAUUCCAGGACGAAACAGCGCAGACCACGUGCAAGCCCGUGUCACCCUGUGAACCCGGCACGUUUGUGGUCCUCAAUGCUACGGUUGACCGCGACACGACAUGCAAGCGCUGCCCGCCGCGCACGUUCACGGCUGCAGCCAACGCUGGCACAUGCAGGCCGUGGUCGACGUGUGGCGCUGGGCAGCAGCCACUGGUGUCGCCAACACCAACGUCGGAUCGUGUGUGUGUACCGUGUCCAACCGAGACGUACAAGCCGUUUGCCGGUGACUUUGCGUGCUUCAAUGCGACAGCGCCAUGUCAACUGAGCGAGGAGGUGCAGCCGCCAACAGCAACGAGCGACCGCGUGUGUCGCCCUUGCGGUGCAGAUACAUUCUUCUCCGGCCAGAUGGGCACGUGCGUGUCGUUGCGUGCAUGCAACAGCUCGAUCGAGUAUGCCUCGUCGCCACCAACGAUGACCACGGACCGGGCGUGCUCUUCGCUGCGUGUGUGUACGCGUGACGAGUACAUGAGCGUGCCGCCAACAUCAACGACCAACCGCCAGUGCACGCCGUUGACGGUCUGUUCACCGUCCGAGUACGAGGAGCGAAUGCCCCAAAUGGGUGCAGACGGCGAUGCCUUUGUUUCCGACCGCACGUGCACGCCGUGUACCGUGUGCCCGCUCGGUGCAACACAGCCCUGCACGGCCACGAGCGAUGCCGUGUGCCGCGGGUGCGGCAACGUGACGUGUGAUGCCGGUGUGUCGUUUGAGACGGCGCCGUGCACAGCAUCGACGGAGCGCGUGUGCAGCGCGUGUGGGACGUGUGGGCCGCGAGCGUUUGCAUCGUCACCGUGCACGCCAACUGCCAACGUGACCUGCGCGCCACUGGACACGUGUGCGGAUGGGAGCGAGUUUGAGGCAGUGCCGCCAACAGCGACGAGCAACCGCGUGUGCCGCGCGCUGUCGAGCUGCAGGUCCGGCCACUUUGUUGCCGUGAACGCGACGAAGACCUCUGAUCGCGUGUGUGCGCCGUGCCAAGAUGGAACAUUCUCGCAAGACACCAACACCGACGCAUGUCAAGCAUGGACGGUGUAUGAUGCAGGCACGGUGCAAGUGGUGGCUCCCACAUCUUCCAGUGACCGGCUAUGCUCGCCGUGUGGCCACAACACGUUUCGGUCUGCAGAUAUGCCUGCAUGCACGCCAUUCACCACGUGUGUUGCGGGCGAGCAUGUGCAACAGCAGCCCACAGCCAGCAGCGACCGCGUGUGCAGCACGUGCAACGAUGGCACGUUCUCCAUUCACGAGAAUGCGCCAGCAUGCACGCCAUACACGUCCUGUCCACCCGGCACGCGCGUGAGUGUCAUCGGCAGCCCAUCUGGGGACCAAACGUGCGCGCCGUGUCCAGCGAACACGUUCAGCAAUGUCAGCAACGCGUUCUCGUGCACAGCGCACCGCGUGUGCCAGCCCGGCACCCACCGCGUUGGCGGUACAGCGACGACGGAUGUGGCGUGCGUUGCGUGUGUGGAUGGCACGUAUUCUGUGUCUGUGAAUGCAGACACGUGCGCGCCUCACAGCACGUGUGGUGCGGGCACACACGUGAGCGUUUCGCCAUCAGCGACCAGUGACCGCAUCUGUGCGGCGUGUGCCGUUGGCACGUGGUCAGACGACCCGAACAGCGAUGCCGGGGCGUGCGAGGCUGUGAGCGACUGCCUGCCCGGGUCAAUGGUCGUGCAGUCGCCAACGCUAUCGACAGACCGCGUGUGCAGCGCGUGUGUGGCGGGCGUUUCGUACCAGCCGGAAGCCAACGCACGGGAGUGCCUUACCGUGCGCGCACCGUGUGCAGCGGGCAGUUAUGAGUCUGCGCCCGCAACUGUGACAUCUGACCGGGAGUGCACGCGGUGUGACGUGUCGCUCAACGCGUACCAGCCGCGAGCAGGGAGCCGGUUCUGUCUUGUGUCGAGUGGGUGUGGUCGCGGUGAAUAUGUACAGCAGGCGCUGACGCCGACGUCUGACGUUGUGUGUCAGCCAUGUCCACCAGGCACCCACCUGCCAUCAUCGUCAUCAUCUUCAUCGUCAUCAUCAUCGUCGUCGUCUGGUGGUGGGGCGGUUCAGAGCUGCAUGCCAUGUGUGGACGGGACGUAUCAGCCGUAUUCCGGACAGACGCAGUGCUUUGACGCAGCGCAGUGUCCGAUUGGCCACGUGGAGGUGUCACCACCAACGACGACCACCAACCGCGUGUGUGAGCUGUGUGACGGCGUGUCGUUCUACCACGACCCUGCCCAGUCGCAGCAGUGCCAGGAGGUGAGCACGUGCGGUGAGCUUGAGGUGGAAGUUGCCCCCGCCACCGCCGUGUCGGACAGGGUGUGUCAGUGCAACACGCUCAAGGCGUACACGGACAUUGGCACCGGCGCGUGCGUCCAGUUGUCCGAGUGCCGCGGUGAUGACGUUGAGGUGCAGGCGCCGACACCAACGAGCGAUCGCACGUGCGUGCAGGCAACGGCUGUUGUCUCCGUACAAUUCGUGUUUAAGGCGCUGGAGUUUGCACUUGUGCGAAGUGGCGGCACGACCGCGUUUAUGGACGAAAUGGCCGGCAUCAUCAAGAGCCGCAUCUCCGCCAUCAGCGGCCGUGACAGCGGCGAGCGCGUGCGCGCGUAUGUCGUGCGGCUGCGCGAGGGCAGCACGAUUGUGGAGGCGGCACUCGUUUAUGACGCGGGGACGACCAGCGGUGCGGACACCGCCGUGAUGCAAGAUGUGCUGUUCCGCGUGCGCGAUGCCAUUGAGGAGGACAUUUCUGCCGGUCAGAUUGCCAUCACGUGGCCGCUGGUUGAUGGCGGUGUUUCCUAUGUCGCCAAUUUCACGAGCGAGCGCCGUCCAUGCGGCGUUGAUCAAUUUAGCGCCACCGGCUACGCCCCCUGCUCCUCCUGCCCGCCGGGACACGUGCACUCUGCCAGUCGCAUGGAGUGCAUCGACUGCUACCUCAAUGCCACCACCCGCGGCUGCGACCAAAUCAUGGUCCCCAAAGCGUCAUCGAGCAGCGACAGCGGCGCGUCCAUCCCCGUCGUCGGCGUUGUCUUCAUCUGCAUUGCUCUCGGCUGCAUUGCCGGUGCCGGCAUCAUGUACCUCGUCCGCGGCAAGGCAAAGGUGCGCGUGAUUGUCGUUCCUGAGGCAACCGACGAUGGAACGCCGCGCAAGGCCGAAACAGGCGCCACCACGUCCUUUGCCAAUCCCCUCUUCGGCAGCAACAGCAGCAGCAGCAGCAGUCGUGCACAUCAGGAGCGCCCGGGCAGUGCGCGGUCUGCGUGGCUGGAGGGCGAUUACGAGAGCGGUGGUGUUGAAUACCGCAACGCCGCAUUUGGCCGUGGUGAUACGCGUGGUGGUGGUGGUGAUGAUGGUGGAUACCAGCCACUGCCGCGCACGGGACCCGGCUACGAUCGUCCUAUGCGACGCGAGGAGGAGGACCCGUAUGCGUCGGUUGAUCCGCACGUGCCCGGAAGCAUCAGCGACGCGAAAUCACAGUACUACGAGCUGCGCGACUCACGUCUUGGCGCCAGCACCACCAGCCACACGGACACGUGGGAUAUUGACGUUCGGGAUAUCCGCACGCCGCCACAGCGCCCGUCACGCCCGAGCUGGAGCGACGAUGCGCUCAAGGUCGAGUCGCUCACCCCUCGACCCCCGCCCCGGGUACCUCGCUCCCUUCCGCCGCUGUGCCAUCCAAACACCAACGAUCGCCAGCAACAGCAACAGCUGCGGCAAGGGCGGUGGCGGAGAAAUGACGCAGCAGCAGCAUCUACAGCAGUGUCUUCGGAUGCCGCCAUGUCUGCAGACACCACCAGUGGGAAUGCCACCGCUCACCAACCAUCUUCUGACGCCUGAUUUCAUUAACUGAUUUGACCUAUGCGGCAUAUGUGUGUGUGCGUGUGUGUGAGUGUGUGAGUGUGUGCGUGUGCAUGUGUUGUGUCCGUUUGUGUGCGUGUGUGAGUGUGCGAGAGUGUGUGUGUGUGGCGCCAACUUUCCGUUUUCAACCACCCCAUGCUUGGUUAAUUAUGUCCUGCGCAUCACCUGCGCGUUUGUUACAACGACAAUUCUACAAUUAUGUACAUCUAAUGAAUUUGUUGCAGG